AGUUACUAAAGACCGACGGAUUUCCAAGAAACGAUACAUUUGCUAUUACUCAGCACUUUCCUUUACAGAAGCUCACGUGCAACAUCAUGUCUGGUGAUCAAGACAUUCCCGCCGCCCCUCCUGGCGACCCUGCCACUCAAUUCCUCUGCUUGACCAUCUGCGGCUAUCGACGACCUGGCAUGAGCGAGGAGGACUAUAGACACCACAUGACUAAAGUUUCGGCACCAAUGACAAGUGGCUUGAUGGUGAAAUAUGGCGUCAAAAAGUGGACGAUGAUCCACAACACUACCGACACGCGUAGUCUUAUGACACGGCUUUUUGACCACCAGAUGACGCGGCUCGCAGACUUUGACUGCUUCAGCCAGGUCGUGUUCCACAACGUGGACGAUUAUAAGCGAAUGAAGCAGGACCCGUGGUAUAAAGAGCAUUUACAGGGCGACCAUGAGAAGUUUGCCGAUACUAAGCGGAGCAUGAUGACCAUUGGCUGGCGCUGUCCAAACGCUCCGAUGAGCGCACCUGACAAGGGGAACAGGCAUCGCACGAAAUGGAGCCAGGCCCAUUUCACCACCAACCCUUUUGCCUCCUCGAUACCAAUGUCCAGUGUUCCCAAUUGUCCCUCAGCAUCCAGUCGAAAUAGCGUGUUGUUCGUGGGAGCCAUGCAGAUCCAAGUAAACGGCAGCAUGGUCAGUGUAGUCGCUGCGGCCAGGGCGGGGACGCCCCAGGACUGUCUCGCCCGGCGCAGACCGAUGCACCGCGAGGCAUACAAGCUGAAAGUGCCGAUAGCCAGGAAUGGCAUUGUCUUGUGGCCGUACCAUAAAGCAGACAUCUGCGAUAAUUGA
This is a messenger RNA of Sodiomyces alkalinus F11, 839 nucleotides long. RefSeq lists its product as hypothetical. NCBI's taxonomy places the organism in Eukaryota, Fungi, Ascomycota, Sordariomycetes, Glomerellales, Plectosphaerellaceae. Gene Ontology annotation, molecular function: oxidoreductase activity. The record is from RefSeq and is a predicted model, not a curated record. Bases 87 to 839 code for a protein of 250 amino acids. The transcript has 4 exons.